GAAAAAUUCUAGAGGGCGCCACCUGACUGGCCGUGGGCGGCCAGCAGGACCUGAAGGAUUAGCCGUGUCGCUCGUGUGUUGAUGUGUGCCCACUGUCCGUCCUUGAAAUAGCACACCAAGUACUCAUCACUUCCCGCCCUCGCUAUUAUUGAGUACUGGCGUAAGGCCGUUCCUAGCUUCGAUUGCUGCUCCUGUUUUGACGUCGGGCCGUGGCGAUGGGGAAAGUGGUGUGUGAACUUUGCAAAAAGAAAUGCUCAGGGAAUGCACUGCGUGUUCAAGAUCGCUACUUUCACGUUGAGUGCUUUAAGUGUGCCGUGUGUACCAGCUCAUUGGCCCAGGGAGGGUUCUUCUUCAGAGAUGGCAAAUACUACUGCACUGGAGACUACCAGAAAAUGUUUGGCACUAAGUGUGCAGGCUGUGGCCAGUUUGUUGAAGGAGAAGUGGUGACAGCUCUGGGAAACACCUAUCACCAAAAAUGCUUUGUCUGUGCCAGAUGUCGGCAACAGUUUCCCAGUGGGGAAAAGGUGACCUAUACUGGCAAAGAGUGCCUUUGUUCAAAGUGUAUCCAAAUACCUGUGGUGACUUCCCAAUCUGGGGAAGAGCCGCACAUCAAUGGAGCAAUCAAAUGUGCAGGAUGCUCAGAUGAUCUUAGGGAAGGUCAAGCCUUGAUUGCCUUAGACAAGCAGUGGCACAUUUGGUGCUUCAAGUGCACACAUUGCAAUAUUGUUCUUCAUGGCGAGUACAUGGGCAGAGAAGGUCAACCAUAUUGUGAGAAAGACUACCAGAAGCAGUUUGGUGUCAAGUGUGCCCACUGUGAUCGGUUCAUCUCUGGCAAAGUGUUGCAGGCUGGAGAAAACCACCAUUUCCAUCCCACAUGUGCUCGAUGUUCAAAAUGUGGAGACCCCUUUGGGGAUGGCGAGGAAAUGUACCUGCAAGGAGGCGCCAUCUGGCAUCCGCGCUGUGGUCCAGGGCCUGAUGGCAAAGCAGAAGACAGAAAACUGGAUGAAAAAGAUGCGGUUGCUGAGGAGCAGACUGUUGGCACGCAUCCUCCCAGCCCCAAGAGCUUCCGUUCAGCCAGCCCACUCGACUCUUUGAAAAACCAGUAUGGCAGGUCAUCAAGCCCUGGCAGCUUACUUGACAAAGAGCCCAUGCUGAGUGACCUGAGCCGUGUGUACGCCUACAGCUACCUGACUGCAGAGCCAACCCAAGGCUAUCUACGCAGGCCACUCGAGCCACACCCACCCAAGUCACCCCAGUUUCACCGGCCACCAGAUGGCUUGGGUAGUCGAAAAAAGCUGCCCCUUAAGCCUCACACAAAGCAAGGAAUGCAAGUUCUCGUGGACACUAUCCAGUCCAGUGUGCCUCGGCCCAAGUCGCCUCACAUGAACAACGAGGAGCCCAUUGAAUUGGCCCAUUUUCCGGGUGCCCGGCCACCCAAGCCCACUGAAAUCCCCAAGAUUGAGAGGGAUGAUUUCCCAGCACCACCAUUCCCUUACACUGAUCCAGAGAGGCGGCGGCGCUGGAGUGGCAGCUCCAAGGAGUAUGAGGUGGAUGAAGAGGAGGAGACUAAUGAAGAGGCCUUUGAGGAGGAUCCACAACUGAAGAAGGAAGAGGAGGAGCUCUCCAAGAUUGCCACAGGCAUCGGCAAGGUGUUUCUCAAAACAGUGAAGGAGCGUGAAAAAUACAGGGCCUGGAAGAUGACCCACGUGGACCCACGCAAUGCUUCCAGAACGCCCUCAGCCAAUAAGGAGCCCAUGUAUCGGCUGCGCUAUGACAACCCUGUCAACGCCUCUCCAUCACGGGACAUUGACCGACCUCGGCCAUGGGAGGAGGAUGAGUUCGACCGUGGAUCCAGCUACCGGUCAUCCAUGGGGCGCUCCGUUGGCACCACUCCUACGACGUACAAUGUGGUCUCAUCCCUGCGUACAGUCCCCAAGCCAGGCUAUGGUUUGGCUACCAAGUCAGCAACUUUGCCUGUGGGUGGUCGGGAUUUUAUGGCUCAAGAUUUGUCCUUCAGCAAGCUGGAAAAAACCCACAGCACAGAGUUCAGUUGUGGCAAGUCAGAUGUGUCCGCAACUUCCGACCAUGAUGGUGCUGUUAUGAAUCACAGCACAAGUGCUGUCCUUCGAUCAACCCCUUUCUCAGAUGGCUACUCUGGCUUUCGGUAUGCCUCCUACAGCCCACAUCUGAGACGAUCAAUGCCAAAUGUCAACUGGCACCUUUCAACGGACCCGCCAAAGCUGUACCCUUAUCAUCUGCUAAUGACAUCCAACUAUCGGCUGCCCGUUGAUGUGGACCGAUGUCACCUGGAGCGUCAUCUGUCCAACGAGGAAUUCCAGGCCCUCUUCCACAUGAGCCGGCUGGAGUUUUACCGCCUACCCGAGUGGAAACGCAAUGACCUCAAGCGACGGGCUAAGCUCUUUUAAGAAUGCCUUUGAUAGAUGCUAAGUGCAGCACUAAUAUGCAACAAGCUAUACAUUCUUCCUGCACCCACUUUUCACUGCCCUCCUCGUGAAUAUAUUUCUCUUGCUUUGGA
Rhipicephalus sanguineus (brown dog tick) is the source of this 2536-nucleotide messenger RNA. RefSeq names its product actin-binding LIM protein 3 (gene Unc-115a). Gene Ontology annotation, cellular component: actin cytoskeleton. The record is from RefSeq and is a predicted model, not a curated record. Bases 216 to 2426 code for a protein of 736 amino acids. The transcript is spliced from 22 exons. Lineage: Eukaryota; Metazoa; Arthropoda; Arachnida; Ixodida; Ixodidae. Gene Ontology annotation, molecular function: actin filament binding. Gene Ontology annotation, biological process: cytoskeleton organization; lamellipodium assembly.